Nanorana parkeri is the source of this 2642-nucleotide messenger RNA. RefSeq names its product transmembrane 9 superfamily member 2 (gene TM9SF2). The coding region runs from base 117 to 2075 and encodes 652 amino acids. NCBI's taxonomy places the organism in Eukaryota, Metazoa, Chordata, Amphibia, Anura, Dicroglossidae. Gene Ontology annotation, cellular component: membrane. Gene Ontology annotation, biological process: protein localization to membrane. The record is from RefSeq and is a predicted model, not a curated record. The transcript is spliced from 17 exons.
UGCGCACGCAUGUUCGUUGAUGUCAGAGCGGGUGACGUGUCUGAGACUGGGAAGCAGGAAGUGAUAUUUUCUCGGAGUGCAGGCUUUUUGGUGUUCAGUACCGGGAAGGACCCAUUAUGGCGAGUUCUCAGCGCACUGGUCUGCUCGUCCUAUUGCUGACCGUUACUGCCUAUAUCCCUAUGCCCGGGGCAGCCUUCUACCUUCCUGGUCUUGCUCCUGUCAGUUUCUGCGAACCAGGAAAAGAGACGGAGGGCUGUAAGACUGAUAUAGAGCUAUUUGUGAACAGACUUGACUCGGUGGAAUCCGUGCUUCCAUAUGAAUAUACUGCGUUUGAUUUUUGUCCAUCAAAGGAAGGAAAGCGUCCAACAGAAAACCUUGGCCAGGUGUUGUUUGGUGAGCGGAUUGAACCCUCUCCAUACAAGUUCAGAUUUAAAGAAAACAAAAAAUGUGAGGAUGUUUGUGUGAAAAAAUACACUCCAGAUCAGCAGAGUAAACAGAAGUUGGAAUUUUUGAAGAAGAGCAUGCUACUUAACUACCAGCAUCACUGGAUUGUUGACAAUAUGCCUGUUACAUGGUGUUAUGAGGUAGAAGAGAAACAAAAAUUUUGCAAUCCUGGCUUUCCUAUUGGUUGCUACAUUACAGAAGAUGGUCACCCCAAAGAUGCGUGUGUAAUAAAUUCUGAAUUCCAUGAGAGAGAUACAUAUUAUAUCUUUAACCAUGUGGACAUAACUAUAUAUUACCAUGUGGUAGAAGAUGAAGCAAAGGGCUCAAGACUGGUUGCUGCUAAACUUGAACCUAGAAGCUACAGGCAUACUCAUUCUGACAAAGCAGAUUGUUCUGGUCCUCCAAUGGAAAUAAAAAAUGGCAAAGACGACCUUGAAAUCAGAUAUACUUACUCUGUUACUUUUGAGGAGGAAAAAAACAUCAGGUGGGCUUCAAGAUGGGAUUACAUCCUUGAGUCUAUGCCACAUACACACAUUCAGUGGUUUAGUAUAAUGAACUCCUUAGUGAUUGUGCUCUUCCUGUCUGGUAUGGUUGCUAUGAUCAUGCUGAGAACACUGCAUAAAGAUAUUGCAAGAUACAACCAGAUGGAUUCUGCCGAAGAUGCUCAGGAAGAGUUUGGUUGGAAACUGGUGCAUGGUGAUAUUUUCAGGCCUCCAAGAAAGGGCAUGCUGCUCUCCGUUUUCCUUGGUUCAGGCGCUCAGAUCUUGAUUAUGACAUUUGUCACUUUAUUUUUUGCAUGCCUUGGAUUUUUGUCUCCUGCAAACAGAGGAGCUUUGAUGACAUGUGCUGUAGUCCUGUGGGUGCUGCUUGGUACUCCUGCGGGUUAUGUGGCUUCCAGGUUCUACAAAUCAUUUGGUGGUGAAAAGUGGAAAACAAAUGUUCUGUUGACUGCAUUCCUGUGCCCCGGGAUUGUGUUUGCUGAUUUCUUCCUGAUGAACUUAAUUCUUUGGGGAGAAGGAUCCUCCGCAGCCAUUCCUUUUGGUACUCUUGUGGCAAUCCUGGCAUUGUGGUUUUGUAUUUCCGUCCCUCUUACUUUCGUGGGAGCCUAUUUUGGAUUUAAAAAGAACGCCAUUGAACACCCGGUCCGCACCAAUCAGAUCCCUCGUCAGAUUCCUGAACAAUCUUUUUACACAAAGCCGUUACCUGGUAUUAUAAUGGGAGGAAUUUUGCCCUUUGGCUGUAUCUUCAUACAACUCUUCUUCAUUCUUAAUAGUAUUUGGUCCCAUCAGAUGUAUUAUAUGUUUGGAUUCUUGUUCCUCGUGUUUAUCAUUCUAGUCAUCACAUGCUCAGAAGCCACGAUAUUACUUUGCUACUUUCAUCUGUGUGCUGAGGACUACCAUUGGCAAUGGCGCUCAUUCCUCACAAGUGGCUUUACAGCGGUUUACUUCCUGGUGUAUGCAGUGCAUUAUUUCUACUCCAAACUGCAAAUUACAGGGACUGCAAGCACCUUCUUAUAUUUUGGCUACACUAUGAUCAUGGUUCUCAUAUUCUUCCUUUUUACUGGCACAAUCGGAUUCUUUGCCUGCUUUUGGUUUGUGACCAAGAUCUACAGUGUUGUGAAAGUGGACUGAAUAGCACAACAGUGCAAGAAGAACUUUAACUUCAGAAUCUCUAAGGCAGUGAAGACUCCUUUCCUUUACAGUAUUGUCAUCUAUUUGUGGCAUAAAAACAACCUCUCCAACAGAAGCAUUUUUGUUUUCAAAUGUAACUCACUUUUAUUUUGUUCUUUUGCAUUGUGAUGUUGCUGUUUGAAAAAGAGAAAACUACUUCAAGAUGUAUGCUUUUUGUAAAUAUAAUAACUAUGCUGUAAUUGAGAUUGACACUUCUAAUAGAAGAAAGGUGUAUGUAAUGCACAAAUAUCCAUUCUAUUAAUAAAAUAUCUGUAAAUACAAUGUUUGCUUUUAGACUUCUAGGUGGGAUGGAUUAUUCUUGAAACAGGUUGCUGCAGAAUUUGUGAAACUUUCCUCUAAUGUCCUUAUUUCUGGUUGAAUAUUAUUUUUUUAUACUGGGUAAAAUGUCCUUACUUUUGGUUUCUUUUACUGUUCAUAUUCCAAUUUAGUGAUUUGAAGCCUUUAAAACUAUGUGCCUCCAAGUCUUUGGAUUUUUAAAUUUAUAAUCUUAAUAAACACUGUAAAAAU